AUGUUGCGCUCUGGCUGUCUGACUGUAUUCGUGGGUGCCCUGGGAGCUUUCGGAAACUUCGUGCCUGUCAAUGAGCGAUGUGUGACUGCCAUUUUCUCUGCCUACAAUUAUAUUGCCUUCGCGGGAAUCCCAGCAAAGGGAAUGUGGGCAACUCGGUGCCAAAAUCCUCUACAAGUCACUUCGAUCUACGCCGCCAGCGACCUAUAUUGCGGCGAUGCGGAACGCGCUGCAGGUCUGGCGCGCCUGAAAACCGAAUGUGAACAGUUUGGUCACUGCGAUUUACUCCCCAGAGAUGCCGUGGCCGAGAACCUGACCGAGAAUGCCAUCCGAAAUAUGCGCAUUGUCGACUACUUUGACGUACCGCGUGGAGAGCUCAUGAAUGCUCCAGUCAUAAUUUCUGCGUCCUAUUUCAGCCGGAUAUACGCGGGAUAUUUCUACUGGGGUGGAAUUCUACUUCUCGGUGUCCUCUUCCGACUCAUGAAAUGGGCCUUCACUUCCCGCAGCUAUGGCGUGGAUCGUGAAGUUGAAUCUACUUCAUAUCCUUUGACGGUGAAGUGGCAUAAGAUACUCGGGUUUGGUGGUCUGAUUCAUUGGGCGGAAACUCAUUUACUUGUGUCGACACCAUUCAACAAAAGCCAAGAGGUGCUUACUUGCACCUUCUCAAAUAGAGCCGAGGCAUUGCUGGCCCAACAAAAUAGAUCAGAUCCUACGUUAUUCGGCUGA
Penicillium chermesinum is the source of this 723-nucleotide messenger RNA. RefSeq lists its product as uncharacterized. Lineage: Eukaryota; Fungi; Ascomycota; Eurotiomycetes; Eurotiales; Aspergillaceae. Bases 1 to 723 code for a protein of 240 amino acids. The record is from RefSeq and is a predicted model, not a curated record. The transcript has 3 exons.